AUGGCCAGCCUGAAAGUGACAUCCGACAUCUCAACCAAGACCAUAGGCGUCAAGAGCCCUGAGAUUCAUUAUACGGAACGCUCGGCUGUUCGCGUCGUUGUAAAAGGAAGCGAUAACCAGGUGAUCAUCAUCAAAGCCACUAAGGGAAGUUAUUACAAGCUCCCCGGCGGCGGCGUUGAACCAGGCGAGGACCAUCGACUUGCUGCCAAGCGUGAGGUGGAGGAGGAGACCGGCUGCAAAGUCCAAGUGCUGGGCGACUGCAUCGCAACAACUGAGGAGUUCCGGAACGACCUCCACCAAGUAUCGUAUUGCUACCGAGCCGAGCUGCUUGACAAGGAUGGGAAACCAGAGCUUACAGAGGAUGAGGUGGCGGAUGGAUUGAGCCAUGAGUGGGCUUCUGUGAAGGACGCCCUGCGGCAGAUGUCUGCGGUGGAACCGACCUCUGAACUCGGAAGGUUUAUUAAGGAGAUAGACAUUUUCCUCUUGACUGAGGCGAGCAGAUUGGGUUGA
Scedosporium apiospermum is the source of this 510-nucleotide messenger RNA. Its product is annotated as NUDIX domain-containing protein. Gene Ontology annotation, molecular function: hydrolase activity. The transcript is spliced from 2 exons. Bases 1 to 510 code for a protein of 169 amino acids. The record is from RefSeq and is a predicted model, not a curated record. NCBI's taxonomy places the organism in Eukaryota, Fungi, Ascomycota, Sordariomycetes, Microascales, Microascaceae.